GGCUGGAAAGCCUGCGCAGGCAUGGCUGGAGGAAGAGGAAGAGGUGUUGUGUUGUGCGCUCAUAUCGGCUGUUCUUGCCCUCCCGAGGAACUGCAGGCAGGGCAGGCAGCCAAGGAACUGCGCUCGGAGCCCGUCAGAAGAAACCCCACGCCAUUUCCAGAGGGAUUCCAGAGAGCAAAGGGAGGAGCCCCGCCGAGAUGUCGCGUCCGCUGUCGGACCAGGAGCGGCGAAAGCAGAUCAGCAUCCGCGGGAUCGUGGGAGCCGAGAGCGUGGCCGAGCUGAAACGGGGCUUCAACCGGCACCUCCACUUCACCCUGGUCAAGGACCGCAACGUGGCCACCCCCCGCGACUACUACUUCGCCCUGGCCCACACGGUGCGGGACCACCUGGUGGGGCGCUGGAUCCGCACCCAGCAGUACUACUACGAGAAGGACCCCAAGAGGAUUUAUUAUCUCUCCCUGGAGUUUUACAUGGGGCGGACACUACAAAACACCAUGAUCAACCUGGGGCUGCAGAACGCUUGCGAUGAAGCCGUCUACCAGCUCGGGCUGGACAUGGAAGAGCUGGAGGAGAUCGAGGAGGAUGCUGGUCUUGGGAAUGGUGGUCUCGGCAGGUUGGCUGCCUGCUUCCUCGACUCAAUGGCAACACUGGGGCUGGCAGCCUAUGGCUAUGGCAUCCGCUACGAGUACGGCAUCUUCAACCAGAAGAUCCGGGAUGGGUGGCAGGUGGAAGAAGCCGACGACUGGCUCCGGCACGGCAACCCCUGGGAGAAAGCCCGUCCCGAGUACAUGCUGCCUGUGCACUUCUACGGCCGGGUGGAGCACACGGCCACCGGCACCAAGUGGGUGGACACCCAGGUGGUGCUGGCGCUGCCCUACGACACCCCUGUGCCCGGGUACAUGAACAACACAGUCAACACCAUGCGCCUGUGGUCGGCUCGGGCACCCAACGACUUCAACCUGCGGGACUUUAACGUUGGAGACUACAUCCAGGCCGUGCUGGACAGGAACCUGGCGGAGAACAUAUCCCGUGUCCUCUAUCCCAAUGACAACUUCUUCGAGGGGAAGGAGCUGCGGCUGAAGCAGGAGUACUUUGUCGUGGCUGCCACCCUCCAGGACAUCAUACGCCGCUUCAAAGCAUCCAAAUUUGGGAGCACGGAGAGUGUCCGAACUGUGUUUGAUUCCUUCCCUGACCAGGUCGCCAUCCAGCUGAACGACACGCACCCUGCCAUGGCCAUCCCUGAGCUGAUGAGGAUUUUUGUAGACAUCGAGAAGCUGCCGUGGAACAAGGCCUGGGACAUCACCAAGCAAACCUUCGCCUACACCAACCACACGGUGCUCCCUGAAGCCCUGGAGCGCUGGCCGGUGGACUUGGUGGAGAAACUGCUCCCCAGACACCUCCAGAUCAUCUACGAGAUCAACCAGAGGCACCUGGAUCACAUCGCAUCCCUCUUCCCUAAUGAUGUGGACAGGCUGCGGAGGAUGUCCCUGAUAGAGGAGGGAGGUACCAAGAGGAUCAAUAUGGCCCAUCUCUGCAUUGUUGGCUCCCACGCUGUCAACGGCGUGGCCGAGAUCCACUCCGAGAUAGUCAAGACUCAAGUCUUCAAGGACUUUGCAGAGCUGGAACCAGAGAAGUUUCAGAACAAGACCAACGGCAUCACCCCGCGGCGCUGGCUCCUGCUCUGCAACCCGGGGCUGGCGGAGCUUAUUGCAGAGAAAAUCGGGGAGGACUAUGUGCGAGACCUGAGCCAGCUGACGAAGCUGCACGAGUUUGUGGACGAUGACCUCUUCAUCCGCGAGGUUGCCAAAGUGAAGCAGGAGAACAAGGUGAAGUUCGCCUCGUACCUGGAGAAGGAGUACAAGGUGAAGAUCAACCCUUCCUCCAUGUUUGAUGUGCAUGUGAAGAGGAUCCACGAGUACAAGCGGCAGCUGAUGAACUGCCUGCAUAUCAUCACCAUGUACAACCGCAUCAGGAGGGAUCCUGCAAAGGUGUUUGUGCCGAGGACAGUGAUCAUUGGGGGCAAGGCUGCCCCGGGAUAUCACAUGGCUAAAAUGAUCAUCAAGCUCAUUAACGCUGUGGCUCACAUGGUGAACAAUGACCCCGUUGUGGGGAGCAAGCUGAAGGUCAUCUUCUUGGAGAACUACAGAGUCUCGCUGGCAGAGAAAGUGAUCCCAGCUACCGACCUGUCGGAACAGAUCUCCACGGCAGGCACCGAGGCGUCGGGUACAGGGAACAUGAAGUUCAUGCUGAACGGGGCUCUGACCAUCGGCACCAUGGACGGAGCCAACGUGGAAAUGGCCGAGGAGGCUGGAGAGGAAAACCUCUUCAUUUUUGGCAUGAGGGUGGAGGAUGUCACGGAGCUGGACAGGGAAGGGUACAAUGCCCAGCAAUACUACGACCGGCUCCCCGAGUUGAAGCAAGCCAUUGACCAGAUUAAGAGUGGCUUCUUCUCCCCAGAGGAGCCUGACCUCUUCAAAGAUGUGGUCAACAUGCUCUUCCACCAUGACAGGUUUAAGGUUUUUGCAGACUACGAGGCUUAUGUCAAGUGCCAGGAGAAGGUCAGCGAGCUGUACCUGAACUCCAAGGCCUGGACCAAGAUGGUCAUCAAGAACAUCGCGGCAGCUGGCAAGUUCUCCAGCGACCGUACCAUCAAGGAGUACGCCCGGGACAUCUGGCACGUGGAGCCCUCUGACCUGAAGAUCCCACCACCCAACCAGCCCCGGGACGUGGCCGAGGACAAGACCCCCAAUGGCACGGCGGCGUAGGGGACACGAGCACGUGCGCUGUAGAAUUGUCUUUGCUGUCUAGUCUGUGUCGCUGCUGCUGGUUUUGCUCCGGACCAGGAAGCGGGGGGGUGGUUUUUUAUAACGUAAGUAUUGUGCGGAAAGCGAAACCACGUCGCCCUGUUGCUUGUGUAGGUGCUAAAAAUAAAAAGUGCCAUUGGAGUCCAAGGAGUUGCUGAAGCCUAAAAUUAGGGACUGGUUUCAUUUGCACCCACACUAACACGGAAAGCAGGUGUAAGAGGUGAGUAGCUGGGGUUUGGUGGGGAUGGGAGUUGCAGCACAGCUGGACACAGCUGGUUGAGCCUUUGCAGGUGCUGCUGAAGCAUCACCCAUCCCAGCCCAUGUGCUGCUCCUAGUCUGGGCUUGUGUGGUCCCGUCCCAGGAGCAGCACCCAGAUCCCCCAGCACCACCUCCACCCCCUGAGUAACCUGCAGCAUCCUCCAGGUUAGAAAGUUUCUCAGUAGUUUUUAUUACCUAUAGCAGUAAAUUCAGUGCCAUGAGGGGUUCCGGGUGUGGGGUUGAGGGAGUGCUCGUGGUCGCUGCCUGCAGCAGCCGCCAUCACUUCAUGUUUAAGAAGUCUCUGCAAUGAGACACAAUAAACCUUACGCUGUAUUACCCA
Messenger RNA from Columba livia (rock pigeon), 3402 nucleotides. It is a transcript of the gene PYGL, whose product is annotated as glycogen phosphorylase L. The coding region runs from base 198 to 2765 and encodes 855 amino acids. The transcript is spliced from 21 exons. Gene Ontology annotation, molecular function: glycogen phosphorylase activity; pyridoxal phosphate binding. Lineage: Eukaryota; Metazoa; Chordata; Aves; Columbiformes; Columbidae. The record is from RefSeq and is a predicted model, not a curated record. Gene Ontology annotation, biological process: glycogen catabolic process. Gene Ontology annotation, cellular component: cytoplasm.